This is a messenger RNA of Aspergillus chevalieri, 525 nucleotides long. RefSeq lists its product as uncharacterized. Lineage: Eukaryota; Fungi; Ascomycota; Eurotiomycetes; Eurotiales; Aspergillaceae. The coding region runs from base 1 to 525 and encodes 174 amino acids. The transcript is spliced from 2 exons. The record is from RefSeq and is a predicted model, not a curated record.
AUGGCCGCAGCAGAGAAGACAAGACAACAAGAACAACAACAACAGCCAACCCUCCAGCCGGAGGAGUACUCCGAAGCUGAUUAUGAGACCGAUGGCUAUGAAUACUCCGACGACGAUGAACUCGCACCUCAGCCUCAAAAAUUGAGCCAGCAAACGCAGUCGCGAAGACAACAGCAGCAACAGCGCAGAACACAAAAAGACGACUACGUUGACGAUGACGAAGAAUACUCUGAUGACGAUUAUACCUCCGACGAGCUGUAUUCCGACGAGUACUCUGACGACGAUGACUAUGCCGACAACAAUGGCAUCCAGGGCAAUGCCAUGCAGCCAUAUCAAACAGGCAGAGACGGAAAGUUGAUAAACAGCAACAAUAUCUCCGGGGGAAACAUUGAGGCUGCUCAUAAGAAGGGGAAGAGCAUAGAUGAUGAAGAAGGAAUGAAACUCAAGUUGGAUUUGAAUCUAGAUAUUGAGGUUGAGCUCAAGGCGCAGAUUCAUGGCGAUAUUACUUUGGCUUUACUUGCAUGA